AUGUUGGUUAAGAAACAAAAAUUUGCUUUGGCUUGGUUCCUAAAGCCUGGUGCUGUAUCCAGCAGUAAAAAGGUGGUGGAAACAAGAAUAUGGCUUCCAGGAAAUCCCCAGACAGAUAACUCAAGAAUGACAAUGGCUGUAGUCACCCCCUUUGACUCGCAAAGAGGAACAAGCAAAGUACGCCACAGCGUAAUUCAAGUCACGAACCGGCUCAAAGGUCCGCACAUUAAGAUGCGAUCUGUACGCUUCACCAAGCGGACAUCUUGUCGGUCGGUUGGCCCUGGAGCCAAGCCGAUGCGGUCGGAACCAAAGGUCGAUCCUGAAGCUUCUGGUAAGUUUUAUGGUGACACUGGAAUUCCCAGACCUUUCACAGUACUUUUCCUUUGGACUAUCGGCGUGGUGAUUCACGUUGGGUUUUUUGGUUAA
Molecule: messenger RNA, 426 nt
Organism: Phycomyces blakesleeanus NRRL 1555(-)
Lineage: Eukaryota; Fungi; Mucoromycota; Mucoromycetes; Mucorales; Phycomycetaceae
Exons: 2
Coding region: 1-426 (141 amino acids)
Source: RefSeq, a predicted model, not a curated record